AUGGCGCAGGAUCGGCUCACAGCUCUGGUGAAGAAACUGUAUAUGCCUGCAUUCUCAUCCUUAAGAAAAAGCCUUGACAUACAGCCUGGAAAUUUGUUUCCGGUCACUGUCCUAGAUGCGAGUGCGAGUGCCUCUUGGGAAGCAUGGCCUCAGGCGCUAGGGGAAGCCCUUCAGGCACCCAAUCGAGUAUUUGUUCAUAUGACACCGGCUCAGUGUGUCAACAUCACGUCCGCGCUAAGUGCAGUCGUAUCGCAAGUGGCCCGAUCAGUGCCUGUCACUCCAGAAACCCAGCAACUGUUCCAGCAGUAUGACGCCAGCGAUUUAAUGUUAAUUCCCGCGUUAUUCCGUGCCAUACGUCAGGAACUUCCUUCCAUCGUACUUAUCGUGCACGAGUUGGAGACAUUUUCUGUGGCUGUUUUGAACGAUGCGCUACAUGCGUUGCUCGCAUGGUCGGGGGGUGCACUGGGAGAGGCCCCUAUGAUACAUUGCCUUUUCAUAUACACAGCGCCCUUGCCAGUACUUCCACGCUCGAGAGCAUAUGAAUCAUUCACUCGCGCGAAACCCUGGAUCCACACCUUUCUUUCGCCGCGAGUACUGGCACAGCUGGAUCUGGCCACUGUCGACUUGCCGGAUAAGACUGAAUUCUGGGAGCAGGUCGUCUGCUCAUUUUUUGCAUUACCUCAAACUAAUAUAUGGCUUGGUCGCAGUAUAUUCGAGCUAGUGCGACGGCGCUAUUGGCAUGCAUCGCCUAGUUAUGACACUGUAGCACAAUGCAUCCGCCUGUGUUAUUUGGAGCAUUUCCGUUCACGACCACUAUCUGCCUUUGUGCACCGACGACCGGAUCUGGCAUUAGUUCAAGAGCACUGGAGCCCGGAAAUUCUAGCGCAGAUGCGCUUGGCCAUGUGCUCUAGCUACUUGGGCCAAAAACCUAUACCACAACGGGUCAAAAAGCUUGCCAAGGAUGACGCGGCUCUUCUGAGCAUGGUGUCUGGUGUGUGCGAGGAUAUGCGGAUUUGCAUGACGCGGCGUGCUAUAACAUUAAGCGUGGUUGAUGUUCUUCUGCAUACAAUGGGAAUCUCCGGUGCUGUCGGUACAAAGCUCGGGUUAUCCGGCUGCACCGCCGUGGCUUUAGAAUGGGACCCUCCUUUUACGGACUGGGACGCUUCAAGAACGGCCGUGACCGGCGUCACAGCUUCAACGCCUCAUGCUGAGCAGCUCGGUACAUUGAUCCAACAUCUUUGCACGACGGUUACAGUAGAGCAAGUCGACACUCUUACGACGGCUCUGCUCGAACGCCUGGAGGCGUUGGAAGCAACUUUAGACGUUGCUGCAGCAGCCGUUGUCCGCACCUCGUAUCGCGAACUCAAGUCCUUUUUAAUGCAUCCCGCCAAGCGGAGUUUAUCUGAGACGGCAAUGAUUCGUCGCUCAGCACUGGCUCGCUGGGUCUCGACGACAUGGGCUGAGCACCGCGAAACACCGUCUGAUCUGGGCGCAGCCAUUUGCACCUAUGACUUCGCAGAUCCCAUCUCGACCUUAUUAGAGGGAGCGGCUCGCGCCGAUAUUCUAUUAGCGCUUGAUUCACCGACUGAAGCCCUUGUUUCCAUGUAUGCUGCUUCGCAAACAGCACCUGGACAAAGGGAACAACCGCUGACGCAUGACUGGCCAGAGUGGGAGUCGCAGAAUUCUGAAGUCCAUACGCUUCGAACCAUGCAUGAGGCAUUGAAAAUGUCCGUGAUUCCUGAUGUUUGCCGACUCUAUUCACUCUAUAAAGAAUCCAGCAAGUUUAUCAAUUUGUCAGACUGGUAUGAAGCUUUUGUGCAGUCGUUUGAGACAGAGGCGAAACAGCGAGAACAAACUCAGUUGCCUGCCGAGGAAGAAGCGGCCGACCUGCAAAUGCGGUUCAGCCUUGCUGUCAACGAACUAGCGCAUAUGGGUCUACUAGGACCCACAGGGCGUAAACCAGAGCAUGUAUAUCGCAUUGUGUGGGAUUUGCCGAUUAGCAGCAUGGACGAUGCUUAA
Molecule: messenger RNA, 2019 nt
Organism: Malassezia sympodialis ATCC 42132
Lineage: Eukaryota; Fungi; Basidiomycota; Malasseziomycetes; Malasseziales; Malasseziaceae
Biological process (GO): DNA replication initiation; DNA replication
Cellular component (GO): nuclear pre-replicative complex; nuclear origin of replication recognition complex; DNA replication preinitiation complex
Molecular function (GO): DNA replication origin binding
Source: RefSeq, a predicted model, not a curated record